Hermetia illucens (black soldier fly) is the source of this 1257-nucleotide messenger RNA. It is a transcript of the gene Kdsr, whose product is annotated as 3-ketodihydrosphingosine reductase. NCBI's taxonomy places the organism in Eukaryota, Metazoa, Arthropoda, Insecta, Diptera, Stratiomyidae. Gene Ontology annotation, molecular function: 3-dehydrosphinganine reductase activity. Bases 110 to 1129 code for a protein of 339 amino acids. The record is from RefSeq and is a predicted model, not a curated record. The transcript has 3 exons. Gene Ontology annotation, biological process: sphingolipid biosynthetic process. Gene Ontology annotation, cellular component: endoplasmic reticulum membrane.
AUGUCAAAUGACACAUGAUAUCCAAAAUAGUGGAGGGUGUUCCCAGUGCUCCUUAUAUUCGUUUGAUCCUCCAAGUUAGGCUCGGAUCUGCACUAAACGCUGGGGAAUAAUGGAUUUGGCGACAGAAAUUUUAUUGUACGUUUCAUCUGCAGUCAUUAUCCACAUUCUGGUGUUCUAUUUCGUCAUGGUAACGAAGAAAAAGGGGAGAAACAUCAAAGACAAACAUGUCGUCGUUACCGGCGGCUCGAGUGGUAUCGGUCUCUGGAUUGCAGUGACCUGUGCCAAACAGGGAGCCCACGUCACGCUAGUCGCACGAAAUGUCCAAUUGUUGGAAAAGGCACUUAAAGUUGUGGAGCAGCAUCGCCAGGAUGCCUCGCAACGCCUGUCCUUCAAAUCCAUUGAUCUCACAAAAUCCUACGACGAAGUCGCCAAAUCGUUGGAAGAAGUCGAGGAACAAAACGGACCCAUUUACAUGCUCGUCAACUGCGCGGGAAUGGCAAUUUGCGGAGUGUUUGAAGAAAUCACUCCGGAAGAUGCUCAGUUCUUGAUGGACGUCAACUACAAGACAGCUUACAACUGCACGCGUUAUGUUCUACCCAAAAUGAAGCACGCUCGUGACGGUAUCAUUGUGAUCACUGGGUCGCAAGCCUCUCUGCUCGGCAUCUACGGGUACGGGCCCUACGCCGCGGCGAAGUUCGCCCUUCGUGGUAUGGCCGAGACUAUCGCUAUGGAAGCGAGCCACUUGGGGGUUUCGGUGACGCUUGCCUUGCCGGCUGAUACGGAUACCCCUGGCUUCGAGAAUGAAGAGAAAACCAAGCCAGAGGAGACGAAAAUCAUCUCAGGAUCAGGUGGUUUGCACAAACCUGAGGAGGUGGCGAAGAAAAUCGUUUCUGAUGCAUUGAAUGAAAAUUUCUUCUCAAUCUUGGGGGCGGAGAGCUGGGUCGUGACGCUACUCUGUUCUGGCAUGGCUCCAUGGGGAGGAUUUCUGUUUACGGUGCUGCAAGCGUUUGCCUUGAUUCCCUUGCGAAUAAUAUCGUACUUCGUUCGGGGCCAAUUUACGAGCAUUGUUAGGAAAUGUGCUGCUCAGAAGAAACUGCGCCAGGAAGUUAAGGAGAAGAAAAGUAACUGAAACUUCGUCCAAGAAUGCACAGAAAAGUUGUUGGAAUUCAAUUCCAUUUCCAAAGAAAACAUAUUUUGUAUAGAUUUAUGAUCAUUUUACUGUUAUCAUUGUGAGGAAUAAAAUAUUUACUAUGAGUC